AUGGCAUUUGAUCGAUUCAUUGCUAUUAGCUUUCCCCUUCGGUACCACAGUUAUUUAACAAAUGUUCGCACUUUUGUCCUUAUACAUAUUCUGUGGAUUGUUGCUUGUGGUUUUGUGGCUGUACUUCCUGCAACUCUGCUUCCUCUCCCUCACUGCUACUCAAAGCUGAAGUACACUUUCUGUGAGUAUGCUGCCAUAAUGCGAACUACUUGUGUUGACAAAACGUACUAUUUCAAUCUGGUUUCCGUCAUAUUAUUUUUUCUCAUAUUUUUUACUUUCACUUUUAUUUGCCUGUCAUACUUUUCGAUAAUAGCUUUUGUGAAAUUAUCCUCAAAUAUUGACAAAAGAAAAAUGGGCACUACUUGCUUGAGUCACUUAAUCGUAGUAAUGGGCUAUUACAGUCCAAUAUUUAUCAGCAGUAUCUUGACCAGGAUAGGCUUGGUAUUAACUCUUGAGGCUCGCCAUGGUUUAAUGGUCGGGUCCAUCCUCGGUCCAUGUCUUUUAAAUCCUUUGGUGUACUGUUUUCAGUCAAAAGAAAUCAAAUGUAAGAUCUUUCAGGUGGUGGUGGUGGUGGAGGGGGGUUGA
Molecule: messenger RNA, 585 nt
Organism: Sebastes umbrosus (honeycomb rockfish)
Lineage: Eukaryota; Metazoa; Chordata; Actinopteri; Perciformes; Sebastidae
Product: olfactory receptor 51B5-like
Exons: 2
Coding region: 1-585 (194 amino acids)
Biological process (GO): G protein-coupled receptor signaling pathway
Cellular component (GO): membrane
Molecular function (GO): olfactory receptor activity
Source: RefSeq, a predicted model, not a curated record